Molecule: messenger RNA, 7278 nt
Organism: Fusarium fujikuroi IMI 58289
Lineage: Eukaryota; Fungi; Ascomycota; Sordariomycetes; Hypocreales; Nectriaceae
Product: related to regulatory protein RLR1
Exons: 3
Coding region: 1-7278 (2425 amino acids)
Biological process (GO): mRNA export from nucleus; mRNA processing
Cellular component (GO): THO complex part of transcription export complex
Molecular function (GO): mRNA binding
Source: RefSeq, a predicted model, not a curated record
AUGCCUCCGGGUAAACGAAAGAGAAGUGAUCGCCAUUCCGUUGAAGGCGGCCGGUCUUCUCCUCAUCGACCCGGUGAUACCGCACUUGGACAACACGACCGCGACGAUAAUAUGGCUCGUGGUCGCGGCAGAGGGCCUAGAGGUCCCGGUCGACGCGAUUCAUCUCAAGGUCAAAACCGAGGACCCCCAAUUCAUCAACAAAACCCUUCAUCAACGCAACGACGACCCAGCUCUUCUCAUACAACACAGCCACCGGCACCCCCUCCUCCUCCUUCUGCGCCAGUGAUAAAGAGACCUGCUUAUGCACCGCCUCCGUUGUUGCGACCGCCCUCUCCGGUCCGUUCUAACUAUCGCUAUAAUAAUCUUACGGACGAGAAGAUUAGCGCUUGGGCUGAGAGUGGUCGGAAUGCAAUCAUCCAACAUGGAAAGCAGUCACGGGAAGAUGUUGACAUCACGGAGCUGUCAAGCUUAUUCCAAGAGUUCGUGCACGCAGUUGUCGAAGCUCGAUUACCACCAGCCGAUGCAGGUGCCUGCGUCAAGGAAAUUCUUGGUGACGAAACGACGGAGAUUAUUAAGGAUUCAUACGCGUUCGCUCCCCACACCCUAUUUCUUGACUCGUUGUCCAUAGUCAUGGAUAACGAGCCCGCCAUUUACAGGCCGACUCUUCGCGAAUUCGUCCUGACAUCUGGCGUGUCGUCCAACCUAAUGCGACAGGUGCUCGAAGCUGAAGUCCUGCAGCGGAUAGGGCUUAUCAGAGAUAACUUUGUCAAACUAGGUAUCAAACAGGCAACAAACCUUCUAUACCGACAAGCCAACUAUAACCUGCUUCGUGAGGAGACGGAAGGAUAUUCAAAGCUCAUUACGGAACUUUUCACAACUAGCAGUGUGACUCCCCCUCCUCCCGAAAUGGCAGAACAGACCUUCGAGCGAAUCAAGGCUCUUAUUGGUACAUUCGAUCUUGACGUCGGCAGGGUAUUGGACGUAACCCUCGACGUUGCAGCUGCUGUUCUCAUUAAGCAGUUCAAAUUCUUCGUCAAAUUUUUACGAGUUAGCUCCUGGUGGCCUCGAUCUCAUCUAAAAUUCAGUGCCGCAGUCUAUGUCGGCGGUCUACCCUUGUGGGCAACCCCGGACUACUCACAGUGGACAACGACGGAAGACGAUGAGAAGCUCUUGGAGGAGAAGAAGCGAGUUCGAGAUGUUGCUUUCUGGGAUCGAGCUCGUGAAGUUCACAUGGAGGCAUUCUUUGAGCUUGGAGGUCGACAAGUCGCCGAUUCCAACUCGCAACAACUUACAAUCACCAACGGUGCCGAGGGCGAUGAUGCUGCCGCGGAUAUUGAAAGGCAGUGGGUGCAGGAAACCAAAACCCUCCCACCCCCUGGCAACAGAACGGCCGCACAACUACUCGGCUUCAAGUUGCGUUUCUACAACUCCGAUGCUCGCGACCAGACAGACGUACUCCCCGCCAAUCUUUUAUACUUAGCUUCUCUUCUUGUCAAGAUAGGGUUUAUUUCCUUGACCGACCUAUACCCGCAUCUUUCGCCAGCUGAUGAAGACAUGGAAACAGUCAAAGAAAAGGAGAUGAAGAGGAUCGAGGAGGAAGAACGAUCUUCUCGUGGUGGUCCGAUGAAUGCCCUUCUCAUGGCUGGUGUCCUACCCCAAGGCGACGAUGAUAAUCCCAAUAGCUCGAAUCUGCCUAGACGAGAACUUCCCAAGAAGGUUGAAGCAGAGACGAAGGAGGCUACCAUAGAAGCUACAGACAACAAGCCAAAACUGCCAGAACCGUUGGAACAAAAGGUAGCAUUGCUCACCCAAUUAUUGACCAUCGGAGCUAUCCCCGAAUCGCUAUUCAUUCUUGGUCGCUUCCCAUGGAUCCCAGAGGUCUUCCCUGAGGUCCUCGAAAGGAUUCAUCGCAUCCUUCAUCAUUGCGUUGACAAGGUCUUCCGCGACAGCCGACCUGUCGUGGUCGGCGAGACUGGAUGUCCAACCAAAUUUGUUCCGGAUUUCGACCAGUCUGGACUUCCCAAGGGCAGUGUUCGAUUGAGCAGAUUAACAACCCGCAAGUCUCUCAGGUGGCCAUUCCCCGAUAAAGUCGACACCAACGAAUCGCAAAAUUAUCGAUACUACUGGGACGAAUGGGCUGACAAUAUCCCUGUUUGUCAGUCCGUGGAUGACAUCUUCACUCUCUGCGGGACACUUCUCAACAUUUCUGGUGUCAAUAUUGGCAAAGACGAGGCUCUGUUGACCAAGUUGGCUAGAAUUGGAGCGAAGAGCCUCGCUGAGGACAAAUCAGAGCACAAUCUUACCCGAUGGCACGAUCUACUUCGACGACUGCUGAUGCCAGCUUUGAGUCAUACCAAGGCCAACGCUUCAGCUGUCAACGCCAUUUGGGAGCUCCUAAGGCAUUAUCCCAUGACUACUCGCUACUCCAUGUACGCUGAAUGGUUCGAGGGACAGAUUUCUCGGUUGCCCGCUAUGAAGGCAGCUUUUGCAAAGGCCACGUCGGAAACCAGGGGCACUAUGAAGCGAGUUUCUCUCACGAACUUGAGUGAAAUGGCUAAGCAACUCGCCAAAACCAGUUACUCAUCUCCUGGUAUCGUCUUCAGGGUUGCUUUCGAGCAAUUAGAGUCCUAUCCAAACCUGAUCGACGCUUUUGUGGAGUGCGCCAAGUACUUCACAGACCUCUCCUAUGAUGUGCUUGUAUGGUCCUUGAUGAGCUCUCUUGGCAAAUCAAGGAGUCGUACCCAAGCUGAACACGCUCUCACUACCAGCAAAUGGCUACAGGCCUUGUCAAGAUUUUCUGGCAGAGUCUUCCGACGAUACACAGUUCUUAACGCUACACCAGUCUUGCAAUACGUCAAUCAUCAGCUCAUUCAGGGCAACUCCACCGACCUUAUCAUUCUAAAGGAGCUCAUCACCUCGAUGGGUGGUAUUGUUGACUCGGUUGAUUUCACUGACCUUCAAAUUUUAUCCAUGGCUGGAGGUGAAUACCUGCGACGCCAUACUCUAAUUCGCGGCCAGGAUAAGCGAUUUGAGAACAUCAAGAGUUCAAAGCGUCUCAUUCAAGCCUUGACGGAGUCCAAGCUUGCCGCGCAGUUACUCAUUAACCUGGCACAGUACCGACAAGCAGCUCCCUUUCAGGUGCCGGAAGAUGAAGCUCACAUCAAAUAUCUAUCCUCGAUGAUUGACGAUUCGCAUCGCAUUUUGGUUCAAUACCUCGACUUGCUCUGGAGCAACAUGGACCCUCCCACUUUCGACGACCUUGUUCCCUCGAUUCCUGAACUCAUCCAUUCGUACGGCCUGGACCCUAGUCUGGCUUUUCUGAUUGGCAGGGCCAGCCUUUCCCAUCGCAUGCAUCCGUGGAAGCCAAAGAAGGUCGACGAGGCAAAGGAAAAGGCUCAAGUCACACAAUCUACAGACAAAGAAGGCGAUGUUUCAAUGUCUGAUACGCCUGCUGCAUCCGGCGGCAACGAAACACCCAGCCAAGAAGCAGUACAGGCUGAAGAACAGGCUGGUGCUCAAAACUCAUCAGCACCAAACACAUCAACUAAUUCACAACAAUCACAGAAGUCGGAAGAUUCCUCUCUUGUCAAGACAACAUUACAACCGAUUGUGGAUGCCAUCCAAAACACUGUCCGUCCUGAGAUCUGGCAGAAGAUUACCCCAGAGCUCUAUGCGAACUUUUGGGCUCUUCAGCUAGGUGACCUCUAUUGUCCAGACAAAAUCUACAGACAGGAGAAAGAUCGCCUCAGAGCUGAAGAGGUCGCUAUCUCACGAGAUCGAAGCGACAUGUCAAGGCGUGGACAAGAGCGCAAAGUGGAAAAACGAAAGGAGCUUAUGCAGCUCCAGAUCGGGCUUUCAGAAGAAAACAGUGAACAUCUGAUGCGCCAGGCGAAAUGGAAAAUUUACCUGAACAAGCAGUUCCAAUCGUCUUUCCCAGAACCUCGAGCCAAGCCAGAUACCAUAUCCGAUAUUCUACUCGAGCAGUGCUUCAUCCCUCGCAUGCUUCUCUCAAAGGCUGAUGCUGAGUAUACAUACAAGUUUAUCAAGGCACUGCACGAAGGUAAUGCCCCCGGCUUCCAAGUGAUGUCACUCUACGACAGACUUUUCAACGCCAAUCGCCUGAGGGCCCUUAUUUUUACAUCUACAGUCAUGGAGGCCGAGUAUCUUGGUCGCUUCUUGAAGCUUAUUCUCGAGGAUCUAUCGCGUUGGCACAAGAACGCGACAGUUCCCAAUGAGAAGGACAAGUCAAGAGACCAACCAAGAUUGGGUGUGUAUGAAAAGGAGGCCAAGGGAACCCCCGAUCAGCCCCGCCUUGGGUUCGCUCUGACUUUUGACGACAAUGACAAGCCACUGACCUUUGUUGAACACGAGCAAUUCCGUGACUUGCUCUUCCGCUGGCACAAGAACCUCAAUAGCGCUCUGCGUUCUUGUUUGGAGGGUACGGAAUGGAUGCAUAUUCGAAAUGCCAUCACAGUUCUGAAGGCGGUCCUCGACUUCUUCCCAGCUAUCGACUUUAUGGCUACGAAGUUUUCAAGCCUCCUCCAAACUAUUACCAAGCAAGAGAGUGCUGCCAAACCUUCUCCUGAUAGCGAGGUUGGCGGACGUGUCGAUCUGUCAGUCGCUGCUCAGGGUGCCAUGUCAGAACUUCAGAGGAGGAAAUCCAAAUGGGUUAUGGUUCAGGCUUUCCGCCCGGGUGGUGCUGGCGCUGCACAAAACGAAGCAGACAAGACGAACAAUCUGCGUGCAACUGCGCCGGAAUUCAAGCCCGGUCCCAACAAGCAAUCAAGAGGGAAACAAACGACUGCUGAGGAGGAAGACGGAGAGGUCAAGGAUGGCAAAGACCUCAAGAAUUCCGCGACAGAUCCAACGAAGCCCACAGGCCCGGCGAAGGACUUGCUGCCAGCCAAGCCAGGAUCGUCUCGGGACUCGAAACGCGACCAUACACCAUCUGGUCCCCGCGCCUCGAAUAACAAUUCUGGAACCGGUGCUGGCGCGAAGCACGACUCUCGGCCUAACACGCUUCCGGAGCGACCACCUCAUACCCUACCCAGUCGGCCUGAUGUGCCUAUUCCCGCGCACUACACUCCCGAGAGAUUUAACCAAUCCCGCGGGCAUGAGCGUCGUGAUGGUAAAGAGCCCAGAGAUGCACGGUCUAGGGAUUCUCGUGAGCCCAGGGAACCUCGCGAUACUCGAGAUCAGCGUGAGCCUAGAGAACCUCGUGAGUCCCGGGAUCAGCGCGAUUCUCGAAAUUUUGAUCCUGCUCGUCCUGAUCGUUCACGCGACUUCUCUGAGCGACGAACACAAGAUCACGGCCGGGAAUCAUCUCGAACUGAUGGAUCAAGUCGUCGUAGCGAACAUGACCGAGACCGAACUAGGGAUUCUAAGAGCAGUAGAGGUCACGACCAUGGUCGCUUGAACGAAACGCCUACCCCAGCCCCUACAGUUCCCGCUGCAGCUGUCGAGGCACCUGAACCACAUAUCAACCCCGAACGAGCUGCCCUGUUUGCUCAAGACAAUGAACGGGCUCGUGCACCGGACUCUGACCGGUCUAGUAGAGGUCGUAAGAACGCUCCCGUGGAGACAAUGGAUACGAUCAAUCCAGAGAGGGCUGCCCUGAUGGGUAACAGAGACAACACACCUUCACGCGCCCCUCGGAAUGAGCCACGAGAUCACAACGCUCGCGUUCAAUCUCCUCGACGAGGAGGUCGCUAUGGGCAUGAGAGUAGUCAGCCUGAAGGUGGACGUGAAGACCGACAUGAUCGCAAUUAUCCUGUGGAACACCGGCCUUCUUCUGGAAGAGAUCCCCGGGAGCGAUCGCCAUACCGCGGCGAUAGACCAAUGGACCGUGAGGCUGAGCGAAGUUCUGGACCUAAAGGUCGCGAUACUUCUAGUUUUCAUGGAACUCCUUCUCGGGUUCCUGAGCCUGAGCACAAGCCACCUCAUCAAGAUGAUUCUUAUGGACGUCUCAGCUCGAUACAGAAUGUUACUGAAGUGCCUUAUGGACCAAGCGGACCAAGAGCCCGUGGACGAGGUUCAAAUAGAGGUCAUGGUGUACCUCAAGGGCUGCCAGGUCGACUUGAUGGCAGGUUUGCUGGUGCGGAAGGCGAACGGCCUCCUACCCCAGAUCGACCUCCACCAACUGGCCCGGCGGCGUCAGGCAGAGGAAGACGUGGGUUCGAGCAGAACAACGGCCCUGUCACGCCUUCAGGCACGCCCAGCGGCCCUCAAAAUCGGAUGAGAAACGCCGGCCCCAGCCAGGGUCUGCCUUCUCCUGCAUCCACUAAUGCUACACCUUCAGGGGUCCAUCCAGAGCGUCUAGCACAAAUCGGUGCUCAAGUUGGUGCAGUCCCUCCGCCUCCUCCUGGGCCGCCACCAUCUCAUCCUCAUGGCCAUAAUCACGGUCACAAUCGUCAGUCAAUGCCUGGAGCUGGCACCCCCGACCGAGGUCCUGGCCCGGGACAACGACAAACACCUGGCAGCUACGCAGGAUCACCAGCUGGUGAGCCUAACGUACCUACCGGUCCAGCCUCCUCGAACGAGCGUGUUCGCAAUGGUGGUGGGCGGAGGCAGCUCCAAGGCAUUAACAGCACCCUGCAACAAGCGCAGGCCAACAUGCCGGAUGUCAGCCGAAGCAACAGCGGAAGAGGACGUCAUUCGCGCCAAACCCUUGGCAAUUCCGAUGCUCAAGUCUUGACUGGAGGUUCUCCCACUGCUACACCAGCUCAAGAACGCCAAGAUCCUAUCAGGAACGAAUCGUCAAGCCGGGCGCCUGCCAAUGGAGAGGAGAGCUCAGGUCGUAGCGAGCAUGACCGAAGUCGCCGUGGCGAUCGCGAGAGUAGAUCCAACCGCACUUCACGUCGAGGAAGUCGUGAACGAGAGCGUGAUCGUAGUCCAGGCCGAGAACGUGAGGGCAAAGAGCAUCGCGAAUAUCGGGACCGUCGAUCAGGAGCUGGCGAAGGUGGCAGAGAAGAGAGGGAAUCUAGAAGAUCUAACAGAGAUCAAAGCGGUGUUCCACGAGAGCCUAUGGGCCCUCCUCCAACAGGGGGUAGAGACCUUGUUCAAGGUCGUGAAGGGCGACACAGAGGUGAUGGUCAAAGUGGCCGAAGUGGUGAAGAUUGGGCAGGCAGCGGUAGAGGAGGCGGUCGUGGAGGACAGCGUGAUGGGGGAUUACGACCGGAGGAUCGCCGCGAUGGGCGAGAGGAUCGUGGACGCAAGAGAAGAAGCGAAGAAGGAGUCGGAAAUUUAUCGAGUGAACGUGAGAAGAGGCCCCGACGAUGA